This is a messenger RNA of Mycotypha africana, 531 nucleotides long. RefSeq lists its product as uncharacterized. Lineage: Eukaryota; Fungi; Mucoromycota; Mucoromycetes; Mucorales; Mycotyphaceae. The transcript has 3 exons. The record is from RefSeq and is a predicted model, not a curated record. The coding region runs from base 1 to 531 and encodes 176 amino acids.
AUGACUGCCUGUAAAAAUGAGUUGUCAAUGGCUAUUUUUGUCAAUAAAACUGUAUGUACUGAUGUGAAGUAUAUCUCAAGCUAUACAAGCAAUGCGGAACAUCCGCUGAACCGAUGUCCACUACUUCGAGAUUGUUGUCUCAAGUGCGGAGGGCCACAUUUUGCCAAUCAAUGUCAUAUUUAUAGGGAAAUCCUCAAGAUUCGGAAUCGCAUCUGUUACUUUUGCUUCAUGUAUUUGGAACGAAAAGAAACAUUUGCUCUGCACUAUGGUCCAUCAAACCGAAAUUGUCCGUCACAUGCUCGCGAUAGAGUAAUCGUAGUCUGCUAUGAAUUAUUUCGCUUGAGCCAAAGGAGUCAUAAGUUUAAGAGUGUUCUGAAAGAGAGUUUAAUUGACAUUCGUCUCGAAAAUGAGAGUGAAUUCACCUCUUGGUUGCUGACAGAAGAUGACUUUAAUCAACUACUCAAUUAUAUCAACUUGUUAUCAUUUUUUUAUGGCUAUUCGUAUAAUGAUAGUAUUCAUUCACUAUUUUAA